GAAAUGAGUUCAGGAUGCAUCGAGUCAUCCCUUCUACCUUUAGAGGUACUCGUCAACGACGCCUCCUAAUCACCAAGACGUCUCCCGUGGGUUCGAGCCACAAUUGAGGUACUCUGCUCUGGCGGUGAAAUCGAGCGGCGAUGCAUAUAUCAGACCUCCCUCCGGAACUGCAUACUCAAAUAAUUGACUUCGCGUGUGAGGGGAUUCCUUCUGUCGGGGAGCAAUCGAUCGUCCAGGCUUUGUCCCUCGUCUCAUCGUACUGGUAUGCUGUCGUAACACCCUUUCGAUAUCAAUCUUUGCGGGUCUCCGGAGGGCAGGCAAUUGUCCGGCUUGGGACUCUCUUCAGCACGCUUCCGGAGCGAGAGCGACGCGUGAGAUAUCUGGCGCUAUCAGACAAACCUGUAGACGCUUGUAUGGAUGACGAGAGCUUUCAUCAGCUGAAGGCAUCAAUUUCUCAGCUACUUGCCUUGCUCACUCCUUCCUUAUAUGCGCUCGCGUUAGAGUUGUCGAAUCCGUUUUACGGGACUUCCAUGUUCUCUGUAUUGUGGAUGUCGUCCGCGCCAUGUCUCGAGUCACUAUCGAUUAAAGGGUAUUACCCAUUUCCGACUGCGCCGAUGAGAUCAUCACGUUCGAAUUUCCCCCGAUUAGAGCAUCUCUCCCUCGAUGGUAGCGCGAAUCCGGCGGGACUUCUAUCCUACCGCUCGCUUGAGGCGGUAUUCCCGAGACUCGAGACACUUGAGGUUCGUGGUAUACGUAGUGCGUAUUCUUUUUCACGGGAAGUACAGCACGCAUUUGAGGAACUUGACAAACGGUCGGAUCACACCAACUUAUGCUCGCGAAAAGACCCAUAUCAUUCACGUUUUCCUCGUACGCUCAAAUUGCUAUCGAUAUAUCCAUCUCCGGAGAGUAGUAUUAAAUCGUACAAGAGGGGACAGACUCUGCAUUUCGACAUGUUGAAGGUGUUCAUGGAUUUAGCGAACCGGGAGGAGAAGCUUGGAGGACCGAGAGUUCGGGUGGUAAUCGAUGGUUUGUUCACCUACAAGGAUGUCGUACCUCCUCCACUGUUUACGUCCCUAACGGAUUGCGGGGUGAAUGGCGUAAACUCUCGGACUGUAGCUGUUGCAUAGUUGAUGAACUAAGCUUUCUGUUUUGCGUGGAUGAACUAUUCUUAUUAAAACUAGAUGGUCACGG
Messenger RNA from Fomitiporia mediterranea MF3/22, 1191 nucleotides. RefSeq lists its product as uncharacterized. Lineage: Eukaryota; Fungi; Basidiomycota; Agaricomycetes; Hymenochaetales; Hymenochaetaceae. The record is from RefSeq and is a predicted model, not a curated record. The coding region runs from base 141 to 1127 and encodes 328 amino acids. The transcript has a single exon.